AUGUACGAACAAGCUUUGGGACCUUUGAAUUUAGUACGCGAUUCUGAAUUAAAAGAAUUAGCCAAGCCACCACCAUUGGACAUUGAAGGCCUUGCGGUGAUUCUUGAAGAUAUUGUACAAACUGCUGCCGGUUAUAUUAAUGCCGAUCCCGAUGGAGAAUUUCUCUACAAAAAUCCCAAUGGUUGGAAAAGAAAUUCGAAGAAAACAAAACUCGAAAACGAAAUCAAUGAUAACAGCAGUGAUUCUUUUACCAUGCCAAGUACCUCUAGCAGCAGCAGCAGUGAUGCAUCAUCCCGGAUGCCCCAAGAACCUUGGUGUCUGCUGCAGGAUUUCAAUUUCCCCUCAGUGGUGAGACAAAUAACACAAUUUAUAGAAAAUUGGGAACUCACACCGGCCACCAAAUUUGUUGUAAUUGCUCAGGAGAUGAGUGCGGAAAUACCACCCUUUGGUAAGCGUUAUUUUGUGGAGGCCCACUUUUCAAAACCCACACCCCAGUGUCCAAAUCCCUUGGCCAUUGCCAAGGUAUUUUUUCAUAUAAAUGUGUGUGAUCUCUUGCCGCGGGAUUACCCAAUAAAUGUUAUUUACCAAUUCGAAAAUCAUCGGGGACGUUAUUAUGCCUUGGGUGCGAAGAAAUUAAAUUCAAAUAAUUUUCAAAAAUAUUUCAUUGAUACUCUACUGCAUAUGAAAUUGGCUUUUUAUGCUGAGUUGGAGGAAUGUCGUCAAGUGCAUGGUGUGAAGGAAUAA
Messenger RNA from Musca vetustissima, 744 nucleotides. RefSeq lists its product as uncharacterized. Bases 1 to 744 code for a protein of 247 amino acids. Gene Ontology annotation, molecular function: protein kinase A regulatory subunit binding. NCBI's taxonomy places the organism in Eukaryota, Metazoa, Arthropoda, Insecta, Diptera, Muscidae. Gene Ontology annotation, cellular component: cAMP-dependent protein kinase complex. The transcript has a single exon. The record is from RefSeq and is a predicted model, not a curated record.